This is a messenger RNA of Sardina pilchardus (European sardine), 8361 nucleotides long. RefSeq names its product zinc finger protein 827 (gene znf827). Bases 298 to 4827 code for a protein of 1509 amino acids. Gene Ontology annotation, biological process: positive regulation of transcription by RNA polymerase II. Gene Ontology annotation, cellular component: nucleus. The transcript is spliced from 14 exons. The record is from RefSeq and is a predicted model, not a curated record. Lineage: Eukaryota; Metazoa; Chordata; Actinopteri; Clupeiformes; Clupeidae.
GAGAGGGAGAGGGAGUGUGUGUGUGUGCUCUGCUGUUGCUGCCCUUUGAUCCCUGCAUUAGUGUUAGUUAGGGGCUCAGAGACACACACUUACACAGAGAGCAGCCAUAGUCAAGACACGGCAACAACAACAGCACCUCCUCCACUAUUCCCUAUUCCCAACAAUACUUUGAAACCGAGGACAGCCAGGUGCACGAUAAGUCCCUGCCACCACGCUCUCUCGCAAAAAUUUCAAUGGAAAAAUACCUUUUUUCUUCUUACCCCUAAAAAGAAGGAGAAUGUGAUAAAACGGGGGAAAAUGCCAAGGAGGAAGCAGGAGCAACCUAAGCGCCUGCCUUCACAUGUGGACUCUGUCUCAGAGGGGGGGCCUGAGGGUGGUGCUGCCGAGGAUGAUGGCUGGUUCGGGAACGCCUCGGAUACACCUUCGGAUUCGUCCUACGGUGAUGUGCGGCCCGACGAGCUCCGCGGCUCCCCCGAUGCGGCCGGCGGUCCGCCGAGGCCCGAGCUGGCGGACACCCCGGCGUCCGAGGGCUCGCUGGGCUGCUCCACCCCCAUCCAGCGCGCCUCCCUGGAGCUGCUGGGGCUGGACGGCGGCGUGCUGAGCGCGCAGGACUCGCUCUCCUCGGUGGUGUCCUCGCUGUACGGCGAGGCCACGGCCCACGCGCUGGGCAAGCCCCUCAGCAGCAACCUGCGCCGCCUGCUGGAGUCCGGCUCCCUCAAGCUGGAGGACGGCGCGCUGCUGGGCCGCGUCGGGGCCGGAGGCGCGGCGGCCCGAGGAGCGUCCGACUCGCCCCCCGUGGGCCUGACGCUGUCGCCGUCGUCCCACCACGCCCAGCAGCUCAGCGCCCUCGCCCGCCGCCUGGCCAACAGCAGCGGCAACAGCGCCAACUCCGCCUCGGCCUCCGCCUCACCCGUGCCUGUCGCCAUCAAGCAGGAGGCCGCCAGCGACCCCUUCAGCCCCAGCAACGGCACCGGCGGCACCAGCGCCGCCUCCAACAGCGGCUUCGUGUGGGUGGGCAUGGCCGACAAGUGGCCCCCGCCGUCCGGCUGCUCUGGGGCCAGCGGCAGCAGCCUGUCCCCGGACUCGGCCAUCCAGAAGCUGAAGGCGGCGGCCAACGCCGUGCUGCAGGACAAGAGCGCCGCCGUGGCCUCGGCCUCCUCCGUCUCCUCCUCCUCCUCCUCCUCGUCCUCCUCCUCCUCCUCCUCAGUGACCUCCUCCACCUCCAUGCCAGCGCUGGGCACGCGCGGCGCGGACGACGUGGUGCGCUUCGAUGCCUUCACCUCGCCCUUCAGCCCCCAGUCGGCCAGCUCCACGCUGGCGGCGCUCUCCAAGAAGGUGUCUGAGCGCAGCCAGCAGCAGCAGCAUCAGCAGCAUCAGCAGCAUCAGCAGCAGAGCAGCGCGGCAGCAGCAGCAGCGGCGGAGCACCAGAGCCCUGCCAGCUCCUUCCUCUCGCUCGUCUCCAUGACCUCGUCGGCUGCCCUGCUGAAGGAGGUGGCGGCGCGAGCGGCAGGCAACCUACUGGCCGACAAGAAGGACACUAAUCUGGGGCCGGGCUCCACAGACGACGUCAAGCCCCUGGUGGACAGGAACCAGAAAACCCCCACCUCCACUCAGAGCAUGGACCUGCUGCUUCCCCCCACCCCAAAGGGCAGAAUCAAGUCCAGCAGUCAAGCAGGGUCCCCCGAGGAGGGAGGGAAGCCGUUUCAGUGCCCAGUGUGUGGCCUGGUCAUCAAGCGCAAGAGCUACUGGAAGAGACACAUGGUGAUCCACACCGGCUUAAAAAGCCACCAGUGUCCCCUCUGUCCCUUCCGCUGCGCUCGCAAAGACAAUCUCAAGUCCCACAUGAAGGUGAGCGGGUGGACCGGGCUCUCUGUGUGCCGCCGGCCCCAGGUGCACCAACACCAAGACCGAGGGGAGACGUUCCAGUGUGACCUCUGUCCGUUCACCUCCUCCCGGCAUUUCAGCCUGAAGCUGCACAUGCGCUGCCACCAACACUUCCCCCGGGCAGACGUCAAGGUCAAGGAGGAGCAGGUCACCGACAACGAGGAGGGCGACGGCUCAUUGGCGGGCGACGCUAGUGGCUGUGGGGACAUUGCGAUGGCCACGGACACCGAGGCGUCCCCCUCUCCUCUGCCACACAUGGACGGCCGUCUGCGGGCCUCCCCCGGCGAGAGCUCCAACCACGUCCAAAUCAAGGAGGAGCCGCAGGAGCGCGACGUGUCGGUGCUGUCGCCGUUCAGCCUGGGCCGGGAGCGGCCCGCCAGCAGCACCAGCUCCCUGGAGCUCCCCGGACUCAAGGCCAGCCCCGGCGGCCCCACCGCCGCCUCCAUCUUCAGCCCCGACAUCACCACUAAGACGGCCACCGACCUGCUCAUGAAGCUCUCAGCGGCGAACCAGAAGGAGGGCCUUAAGGGCACGCUCUGUGUGAAGGAGGAGCUGGGGGCCGAACCCUCCCCGAGCCCGCGGGCCCCUGGCUUCAGCUUCUGCCAGGAGGGGCCGGUGGGGGGGCUGAAGCCCCGGGAGGAAGGGAGCCCCAUGCUGACCAAGGGCGGCAGUCUGCUGAGCCAGGACAUCAACGUCAAAGUGGCCUCGGAACUCCUCAUGAAGCUCUCAGAGAACAACAAGGAGUCCUGUUCCCAAACGGUGAUGGUCAAGGCCGAGCCUAUGGAAGUGGACCCGCCCUCUGACCCAGCACCUCUCCCAUCUCACCUAUUGGGAUUCAGCACUUUAGGAGCAUGUGAGAAGAGGGAACCAAUGGCAAAUCUCCCAGAGGCGUUGCCCCGCCCCCAGAAGGAUCUUUUCUCCCAGGACAUAUCUGUCAAGAUGGCCUCUGAGCUCCUCUUCAAACUGUCAGAAAAAGUCAGCAAAGCUAACAGCAACAAGGACAACACCACACUGGGCAUGAACAGUCCCUUCCUGGAUGACCGCUUCAGACAAUCACCUUUCAAUACUCGCUCCAAGAGCUCAUCACCUGCAGAAGCCAGUUCUUCAGCACAGGCCCUACAAGACUCUGAGAAGGCAGGUGGAGAGCCGGGGAACGGUCUGGCUCAGUGGAGGCUGAACGAGCAGCUCUACCCGUGCCCAGUGUGUGGGAAAGUGUUUGGCCGACAGCAAACUCUAUCCAGACACCUGUCCUUACACACAGAUGAGCGGAAGUACAAGUGUCAUUUGUGUCCCUACGCCGCUAAGUGUCGUGCCAACCUCAACCAGCACCUGACCAUUCACUCGGUCAAGCUGGUCAGCACCGACGCUGAACACAUUGUUAAUGCCGUGACUGGGGAGAGCAAUGAACGCAAGAACUGCUCUUUCUAUUACAGCUGCCACGUGUGUGGUUUCCAGACGGAGCUGAAUGCCCAGUUUGUGAGCCACAUGUCCCUGCACGUAGACAAGGAGCAGUGGAUGUUCUCCCUGUGCUGCACCUCCUGUGACUAUGUCUCUGUGGACGAGAGCGACAUCAAGUCACAUGUAGCUGCAGAACACUUGGGUCUGUCUCGAAGUCCCCUAAGUGAGACGAAGAGCACCUCCUCCUCUCUGUCCGCCCUCAGCGACUCCCUCAACAGUUCCGAGGGCGGCGAUGCCACCCCCGGCAGCGAGGAGCUCAAGAGUCUCCUGGCCCCGCCCUCCACCGGCAGCCAAUCAAGUUCUGGCUCAGGGUCAGAAGAGAAGUCCGAGAAAGGCUUUGAAUGUGUGUUCUGUAACUUUGUGUGUAAGACACGGGCUAUGUAUGAGCGGCACCUCCAGAUCCACCUCAUCACACGCAUGUUUGAGUGUGACGUCUGCCACAAGUUCAUGAAGACGCCUCAGCAGCUGCUGGAGCACAAGAAGUGCCACUCUGUGCCCACAGGAGGACUCAACAGGCCCGCGGCCCUGGAGUGCCACCUGAAGACCCACUGCAAGCCGGAGUACCGCUGCCGCAUCUGCCAAUCGGUGUGGGCGGACCAGGCCGAGCUGGAGGGGCACGCGCGUGCCCACCGGCUGGGCAACCACUACCGCUGCGAGCAGUGCGGCUACCUCUCCAAGACGGCCAACAAGCUGAUCGAGCACGUGCGCGUGCACACAGGCGAGCGGCCCUUCCGCUGCGACCGCUGCAGCUACAGCUGCAAGCGCAAGGACAACCUGAACCUGCACAAGCGCCUGAAGCACGCCCCGCGCCAGAGCUACAGCUGCAGCCUGUGCCCCUUCACCACCACGCACCCCUUCGUCUUCAGCCGACACCUCAAGAAGCACCAGGGGGGAGGAGGAGGGGGAGGGGGAGGGGAAGGGAGCGCCGAGGAAGGCGAGGCCCAGCAGGGCAGCUCGUGCCUGGGCCUGGGCGGCGGGCGGGAGGCCCUGCUGCUGCUGGAGGAGGCGGCGGGCCUGGGCGGCAGCAGCAGCGGGAGCGGCGGCAGCAACAGCAGCAGCCCCCUCAUGAGCCUGUCGGCCUCGCAGGCCCUGCAGUCGGUGGCGCUGUCCAUCAGGUGCAAGCAGCGGCAGGGCGCCGCGCCCCUCCAGCACUACCUCUCCGCCAACGGCCUGGCGGCGCCCACCCCCACCCCUCCGCUCCCCGCCCUGCCGUCUCCGUGGGCCUCCAGCUACUACGAGCAGUACAGGAACUGUGAGCUGGCUCACCUCAUCCCGCUCACCACUCUCUUCACCAUGCGCCGCUUCGCGCCCCAUGGCUUGGCCUCCUCCUCCUCCUCCUCCUCCUCCCCCUCUCCCUUCUCCUCUUCUCCGUGCCUCUCUAGACAGGGGCGCGUCACAUCCCUCCCUUCCCCCAAAACUCCCACCUCUCUCAAACACUCCUUCCUGGCUUACCUGGGACUGACAGAGCGCGCUAAAACUGUCUGACCUGUUGUCCUCCUUCCACCGUUGUCCUUUCAUAUUGUCCCGCAUCCCUCAACUCCCCCGCUCCUCCUCAUGCCUGAACUGUUAGCUUAAAUAAGACAGUCAUCUGGACCACUCAAAAGUGGCUUCUUUCCAAUCAAGGGCAACAAAUGUCCAAAUGCUAGCCAGAAGGCUAGCCACGGUAGAGACAAUGAACCAUUUAUCAAAAAGAGAAGGAGAAAGGCUACAUGUACUGAAUGCAUUUAUAUCAAAGCUGCUUUGUCCUCUUGCUUAUAUCAAUCCAAUUAUUACUCUGUUUUGGUUUGUUUGUUUUUCUUUCUUCUCAGAAGUUUUUCAGAGACCAGGAAAAAAAACAAAUAGUAUGGCGUAAUCCUUUUCUUUUUGACUAGGAUAAAAAAGUAAGAAGAGUUAAAAGAAAAAAAAGAGAACCUGCAAGCGCUAUUUUUUUGUGCAUUUAUGUCUUUUUGCCAAGCAUCAGAUAGCAUGCCUAUGUGUUAGAAUGGGGUUUGAUUUGACAUCAUGUAUGGGCUUUUUGUAUGAUAUAAUCUCCCAGGGUGUUUACAGCCCUUGUUCCCCAAACAGUCCAUGAAAGAGACUGCUUUCUAUAUUUAACAAAAAAACUGUCUUUUCUCCAAAGCCACGCCUCAAAUCACGCACUUGAUUAUUUAUCAGAUUGUACAUAGUUUGGCAUUUGUUUGUUAGGUGGGUUAUUUUUGGUCACUUGGCUUGGGUUGUUUUUGUAGAUUUGGUGAAACCAAACACAUUAACACUAAUCUCACCUGUCUUAUGGGCUGCCCCUUCUGCCCUCACCGGCACGGCGGAAGAGCGGCUUCUCUCCCCUGCUGGUGCCAUGCUGUGCCAUGCUGGUGCCAGGCCCGUAGAGGUCUCUGCCACAUGUGAAGCCUCCAGGGUGGUUGGCAGCACGCUAUAGCUAGUGAUGAUGCCACCAUCGCUGAACCCCACCAGUGGCUGGUAUCAGUCAUGCAGUGGUAUGACUAAGGCAGCGCAGAGAGCAUCGAUGUGACCUUAAAGAUGAGAUGUGGGUCAGGAAAGCCCCUUGCAAAUAGGUCAUGUAUUUAACAGAGAGCAAAGCUAUGUCUACAUUUCAUCAGAUAUGGACUUUUUUUUUCUUUCGUGGAGGUGACUGGCAAGUCAGGGGAGACCCUGCAGAUUCAGUCACCAAAGGCCGAUUUAAUGGUGCUUUUUGGAGGUUUUUUGUAAUUUUGUGUAAAAAGAACUGUUCCAAAAUGACUUGAAUGAAUGUAUUUUAUUUUCCUUUGGGUUCAAUGUUAAAGUGAUACAGAGGUAACUGGACUGAGUGGAACGUGAAUUUGAGGAUUGGUGAGUAUAUUAUUGGUGGCCUUCUGUGUCUGUUUCUGUUCAUCUUUUGCAUAUUCAGUUUUUGUUUUAUUUUUGAAUUUGUACUGAGCCUUUUAAAAAUGUAGAAUAUGAAAAUAAUUAUUACCUGUACUAACAAAAAUUGAGGAAUCAUUGAAAAAUGGCUCCAAGUGCAAUGUGGAUGCUGCCAUUUAAUUAGUUAAUGAUGAUGUAUGUAGAAGCUUGGCCCUGCGGAAAGUGGGCAGACAUGGUACUGUUUUUGACACCCCCCUCUUAUAUUUGAGUUGUGAAUGCACUUCAUCACAUUUCAGAGACAGAAAGCACUUAGGCCCUCAAAAGUCUGACGUUUUGAUGCCACCCAUACAUAAACUCUAGCAUGGUAACAAUGUGUGGUCCUGAUGAUGAAACUAGCUGAUCAAUAUGCCCUCCAUCUGCUUUCUGUUGUCAUUUUACUUUUGGGAAAUGGAAGCUAAAUUGAAACGUGAUUCAAUUGUUCCUCUUGAGGGGCAAACCCCACAGGAAGAAGCUUCUCCUGUCCUUGACUCCUGUCUUUAAACUCCGAACACAACAGAGCCCAAAUUAAACAGCAGAGGUUAAACCCCCUCCCACCACAUCCCUGGUCCAGAAAAGUUGCCAGGCUAAAUUGAGAUACGCCUUUUUUGCACAGGCCUUAAAAUGUUGCACGUUUGAAUAAAGAGGAAUCUAUUUAUCAGAGCAAAUAGAGAACAUUUGACAACAAAAAAAGACAAAUAAUGUCCCCAUUGGAGCUCUCACUACUGGACACUCCACAUUAAAGCAAAGCAUUUAACUUGGGUCAUCUUUUAAAGUCAUCCUCCAUAUCCCCACCCACCUAUUUAUCCUCACAAGGUUUGGAAAAUGUCCUCGCAAUUAGCUAUAAAUUACCUCAUUAAUUAAUUAAUGGUCAGGAAUUCGGUGUCUAGAAAUGGAGGGUCGUCAUUCUAUGCUAUUAGUCACUGCUAGUUUUAUAUUUCCGAAAUGCUGUAAGGUAAAGGAAUAAUCACUGGCAAGGUGCCAAUUUCAGUUGCAAUCUGCCUCUUGUUGGGUGAGAAUAGGAGCGUUAUAGGAUGACCCUUGUGUUAUCAAAGGGAGUAUCAUUUCCCCCAUGUAUAUAUUCUUUCUGUUGAUUAGAACAUUGGUGGCGAUAUUCUUGGUGAUUGAGUUGAGUUACUGAAUCAGUGAACAAGUGAGGAUAUGAUGGACAUAAAUAGUCACCCAGUGACGACUUGACCCUUUUGUCAUUUUUUAAACCUUUAAAACUUGUGUCUAUGUUCAGCAUGCAGUUCUGGUGCUAUGUUGUAACAAAAUAAGGAGUUCCACUGCUUGAUACAAAAGGCUCCUUCUCUACUCGUAUGUUCUACCCGAGUGCCACUUGGUGGAAAGAAGUGGCCUGAGACCCCAGAGGACACAAGUCAAACUUGGCUCUCUGGGGUCCAUUCUGUGGACACAUGCAUAUAAAUCCUAUGUGUCCUUUUUUGGAAAAGCCUACUUUUGGUUCUUAUUCUUUUAGUCAGUCUGCCUUCAACAACUACCAUGUCAUGGUCAAGCCAACAGAAAAAUCAUGUCAUGUUUCUUUUGCCCUCUCACUCUGUUCCAGCACGUGCAGAACAUGAGAAUGGCUAUGGCCGAGGCUAUUCUUAAGCUAAUCUAAUUUUAAGCACUUCUUUUAAAUAUUUUGCCUGAUCAUAAGCAGCAUCAUUCGGCUUCUAUUUUUUAUAUGUUUGUUUUCAUACCUCCAUUACAAGACUUACAAACUGCAUGAUAUUGCUCUCUUUGUCUCUUUUUUUCUAGUUCUUUGCACUUAUUAUGUUGUAUCCUCUCAAUACUAACUUAAACAUGGUUUGCAGUUGACUGCGUACACAAUACUACGGUUUCCACAGUCCGUUGGCUUAGCAUUUUUCGCUGUAUUUUAUGACAAGGCUCAACUUUUUUUCUAUUUUGUUCUACUUUUGGCACUUGGUGAUACAAAUAAUUGGUAUAUGCUGUAAAAAAGCUUUUUUAUGACUUCAUUCUUAAGGCUGUACAGGGUUGUUUGUGACUGUAACUGGUAAUUAGACCAUUUGUACUUUUUAUUUGGUUUUGUAUUUGUUUUGGUUCUAUGUUUUGGCAUCCUUUUAUGUUCCAAUUGCCAGUUCUAAAUGUAACAGAAUUUGAAAGUAAAGCUCACAUCAGAUAUUACAA